UUAAAUAACUGUUUCUACUUUUAGCGUGAAAGCUUUUUCAAUGAAUAACUUUCCAGGCAAAAUGAACUAAAAGUUGCUUUUAAAGCCUACUUGCAUAAAGAUUUUAAUUGUCUCACUGGAUUUGGUAACAAUAUUAUAACCAUUUUUAUCAAACUUAAAAUUCAACCAACUAUUAAUAUGCCAUUAGAAUGCAUAAAUCUUAUUCAAAGUCAUCUGUGAUGAAUUAAUUUAUACUCAAUGGACUUAACACGUUACCUCUAUCAUGAGACUGCCCUAAUCAAAUUACCUUUCAGUUUGCGCUUUUAAUUUCUUUCUUUCAAACAGUUAAUUUAAUAUUAGAUUACAUCUCAUCCUAAGAGCUGAAUGCCGAUUGUAGUCAAAACCUAGGAUUGUGACAAAAGAUAAAGAAGACAGGUUUGGCAAAGAAACGAUUUAUACUCUGGACCAAUCUUCUCUUCGAUUACCACUAAUCACUAAUUGGGAUAAUUGCUGUUAUAACUUAUAAGUAAUCGAUCAAGUUUACACACCAAUUGGAAAAGUAUUUACAAUUUAAAUGGUAGCCUUGAUCAGGAUCAAGUCAGGGUAAACAAGUGGAAAACCCUUUUGUGUUCUCAGGUUUUAUAUGAAAGCCAACUGAAUCUACCUUCAAUUGGAUAAACUUUGGAAUGAUUUGUAGAAAUAUCUGACAAAUAAUCACCACUCGGUCAAUAUGGUGAACCUGGUUGAUACUCUUCUAUCCCUUCUGAUGACCAUGGUGGGCAUGUUAAUAAUAAUGAUUGUAAUGAAGGUAAUAAUAAUAAUGGUGAUAGUGAAGCUAUUCAUUGUGAAUAUUAUAUUGUGGAAAUGGAAAGACAAGAAGCAAGAAGAAAAAAUGAAUUAAGCCUAAUAACAUGUAGUGUUUCCUUCUCACUGCUGUUUCCAGUUAAUGGAAGGUGGAGUCUCGUUUUGUUUUGAAACUGAUCGUAUUAUUUCCAAGGGGAUUGAUGAAAAUCCAAUUGCUACGAAGAAGCGUGUUGCUAGACUAUUAAAGAUGAUUAACUUGUGAGAAGGUAAUCAUCAAACAAAGAGAGAGUCAACAGAAUCAGAAAACGAAUUCACCUAUUUCUUGGUUCACCUUAGCCUUUCUCUUCAUCUUAUCACUUGUCUGGUCAGUUUCUUAUUAGAAAAUACUUGUCGCUGGUUCAUUUGCUCAAUUAACCAGUCAACCUAACUUGAGCUUAAUUCAGUUGAUUUUGCAUCUCUCAACCUCAUCAUUAGGUGCUAAAUACUACAACUAUUUCUUGGCUCUCCUUUGAAGGCGAUGAAUAGUGGACUUGAUUGUUGGUUAGCAUUUUCAUCAUCAUUCUCAUCAUUUUCACACUUUUGUAACAUUUUAAUUGAUCCAAUAUCAUGGGCUGUCGUUUAAGUAAAUCUUACCUAACAAUCAUUGAAUCUUCCCAAAACAACGUAAUGAACACUCAAACUAUUGAAUUGAUUAAAGACGCUCAUGAGUUGCUCUAUUUUCUCAGGGAUGAUAAUCAUUCCGAUUACAAAUGUAUCUUCGUUUUUGGUGGUUAUGGUUCCAACAAAGGUGAAUUUAUAUUUGAUUUACUCAACGAUGAUUUAAAGCGAGGAGAAAGAGUUAAAGAUCAAUUUGGUUGGCAUUAUGUUUACCUGGAUGUCGAGGAGUUGAUCAUUAAAAAUAUUAAAACUCGCGUCAGACAAUUGACAGGAUCUCUGGACCAGGAGAACGAGGAAAGUGAAGAGAUGAAACAAAAUGCUGAUGAAAACACUGAAAGUGAUACAAAGCAAAUAGUCGAAGAUGUUGACAGUGAGAAAAAAGACGAUCAAGAGGAACCACCUUCAGUCCAGACUGAGGUUGAAAGUAUCAAUGAUACGUCCAUGUCAUUGAUUGAUUUACCAGAAGAGGUUAAUAACAAUCCUUCAAGGAAAUCAUCGAAAGAGUUGUUAGCUGAAGCUGAUGAUGGUCGUUGGGAAGAUACUGGAUUCUUGAAGAAAUAUUUCAGUGAAUUAGCAAAUGUGAUUACCAACAAUUGGGUUCGACAGUUGAUUGAGAAGGAAAUUGUUUGUUUUGAUGUUAACGAUUCAAAAUCAAAAUAUAUCAUCAACUUGGUGCCCAAUCGGAUAAACCUAUUCCGUGAUUGCCUUUACCUAAAACAAGGACCAAAUUUUGUUAACUUUGAUUACGAGUAUGUUGCUGUUAACCUAAUCAGAGCUGAUCAAACACGAAAAGAUUUGGAUCUUAUUCUUGAUUUUCACAGUUACGAGGAUAUAAGUGACUACUUUGUUGAAUAUUUUAGAUCAAUCAAUAAACUGAUUGAGGUUAAAAUUGAGACUAAAAAGAUGGAACCAAAGUUAAAAAUAACUCGCCACUCAACAGCAGUUAAAAUUAAAAAUUGUCAGCAACUAGAAGAGCUGAUUAAAAAUCAACCUAAAAAUGAAACAAUUGAGGUUGACAUCAGUGAAUUUACAGAUAUCUUGGAUCGUAAAGGUUCACUGGUUUUUUUGCUCGAUAAUCAAAUUGAUACUGGCCGAGAAAUUAUUGCAAUUGAUUCAAGUGAAACUGAUGUUAAAGCAAUUCGUAAUUUUGUCCAUUUUUAUUGCCAAAUAAAGGAUAGUUUAGAUCAUUAAUUGAUAUCAAAACUCGGUUGCGGCAUUAAUUUGGCCUUUUAUAGUCAUUAAAUUUAUUGGAUCAUCCAUUUCAUCUUGUUUUCAGCUUUUGUUAAUUUUGUUUUCAACCAUUGUAAAUUAUUGUGAUCAAAAUAAAUUGCAUAGAAUCUGAAACUUACUAAAUUUAUCUGUGAUGGAUUGAUCUUUGAGUAAUAAUCAUUUGACAUAAU
This is a messenger RNA of Tetranychus urticae (two-spotted spider mite), 2840 nucleotides long. NCBI's taxonomy places the organism in Eukaryota, Metazoa, Arthropoda, Arachnida, Trombidiformes, Tetranychidae. The record is from RefSeq and is a predicted model, not a curated record.